GGGAGACCAUCCCCCUACCUCACCCUCCGCCUGCCACAGACCGGCUAGCCCUUCCAGGAGAAAAGCAAUCCUUACCUCUGCUUGAAGGUCUCUGGGCCUCCUGUCUGUGCCCGGACCCUCUCCCCAUCCCAGCCUCCCAUGCCGAGGCCCGCCUUGUCAGUCACUUCCUUUUGUCAUCGGCUUGGCAAACGGGAGAGAAAACGGAGCUUCAUGGGAAACAGCAGCAACAGUUGGUCCCAUGCCCCAUUCCCCAAGUUGGAGCUGGGCCUGGGGCCCCGGCCCACGGUGCCCCGGGAGCUUCCCCCCUGCUCCAUCUGCCUGGAGAGGCUACGCGAGCCCAUCUCACUGGCCUGUGGCCACGACUUCUGCGCUCGGUGCUUCAGCACGCACCGCAUCCCAGGCUGCGAGCCGCCCUGCUGCCCCGAGUGCCGGAAGAUCUGCAAGCAGAAGAAGGGGCUCCGGAGUCUGGGGGAGAAGAUGAAGCUCCUGCCGCAGCGGCCACUGCCCCCCGUGCCGCAGGAGGCCUGUGCCGCGCGGGCGGAGCCGCUGCUGCUGGUGCGCCUCAGCGCCUCCGGGGGCCUCAUCCUCAGGAUGGGCGCCAUCAACCGCUGCCUGAAGCACCCCCUGGCCAGGGACACCCCGGUCUGCCUCCUUGCUGUCCUGGGGGAGCAGCACUCAGGGAAGUCCUUCCUUCUCAGCCACUUGCUUCGGGGCUUGCCGGGCCUGGAGUCCGGCCAGGGCGGCUGGCUGAGAGGAGGAGAGGGUGCCCUGCAGGGGUGUGGUUGGGGAGCCAAUGGCCUCACCAGGGGCAUAUGGAUGUGGAGCCAUCCCUUCCUGCUGGGGAAAGAAGGGAGGAAGGUGGCUGUGUUCCUGGUGGACACAGGGGACGCCAUGAGCCCGGAGCUGAGCAGAGAGACGAGGAUCAAGCUGUGCGCCCUCACCUCCAUGCUGAGCUCCUACCAGAUCCUCAGCGCCUCCCAGGAGCUGCAAGAUACAGACCUGGACUACCUGGAGAUGUUUGUCCAAGUGGCCGAGGUGAUGGGCAAGCAUUAUGGGAUGGUGCCAAUUCAGCACCUGGAUCUCUUAGUUCGUCAGGACUCAUCCCACCCCAAGCAGGCAGGACAGGGGCACGCGGGUGACAUCCUCCAGAGAUUGUCCGGCAAGUACCCCAAGGUCCAGGAGCUGCUCCACGGGAGACGAGCCCGCUGUUACCUCCUGCCCACUCCGGGGAGGCGGUGGACAGACAAAGGCCAAGGGAGCCCCGGCAAUACGGGUGGCGAUUUCCACCACCAUCUCGGGGCCUACGUCUCCGAUGUGCUGAGCGCGGCCCCCCAGCACGCUAAGAGCCGCUGCCAGGGGUACUGGAACGAGGGCCGCGCAGUGGCCAGGGGGGACAGACGCCUGCUCACAGGGCAGCAGCUCGCUCAGGAGAUCAAGAACCUCUCGGGCUGGAUGGGCAGGACGGGGCCGGGUUUCGCGUCUCCAGCCGAGAUGGCCGCUCAGCUGCACGACCUGAGGAAGGCGGAGGCCGCCAAGAGGGAGUUUGAGGAGUACGUGCGGCAGCAGGACUUGGCCACCAAGCGCAUAUUCUCUGCGCUGCGGGUCCUGCCCGAUACCAUGCGGAACCUCCUGUCCACGCAGAAAGACGCCAUCCUGGCUCGCCACGGCGUGGCCAUGCUGUGCAAGGGGAGAGAGCAGACCUUGGAGGCGCUGGAGGCCGAGCUGCAGGCCACGGCCAAGGCCUUCAUGGACUCCUACACGAUGCGCUUCUGCGGCCACCUGGCUGCCGUGGGGGGCGCCGUGGGGGCCGGGCUCAUGGGCCUGGCAGGGGGCGUGGUGGGCGCGGGCAUGGCAGCAGCGGCACUGGCUGCCGAGGCCGGGAUGGUGGCAGCUGGAGCUGCAGUGGGGGCCACGGGGGCCGCUGUCGUCGGGGGUGGCGUGGGCGCUGGGUUAGCUGCCACCGUGGGCUGCAUGGAGAAGGAGGAGGACGAGAGGGUGCAGGAAGGGGACCGAGAGCCCCUUCUCCAGGAAGAGUAA
Propithecus coquereli (Coquerel's sifaka) is the source of this 2037-nucleotide messenger RNA. It is a transcript of the gene RNF112, whose product is annotated as ring finger protein 112. Gene Ontology annotation, molecular function: metal ion binding; GTPase activity; GTP binding. The transcript is spliced from 14 exons. NCBI's taxonomy places the organism in Eukaryota, Metazoa, Chordata, Mammalia, Primates, Indriidae. Gene Ontology annotation, biological process: endoplasmic reticulum organization; protein homooligomerization. The coding region runs from base 139 to 2037 and encodes 632 amino acids. The record is from RefSeq and is a predicted model, not a curated record.